ACUUGGAAAGAAUAAAUUCAUUACAUUAGGAGUGUAACGGGUCUUUGCGUAACGUAAGCAAUGAAACGUUACUCAAAAUUUAUUUUAGCAAUAGUUGUAGUUUUAGGUGGCGUUUAUUACCGAAACGAACUUGACAUUUACUUAAGUUCUUUUAUUCGAAUAUUGUACAACGAAAAUGUAAAUAAUAACAAUGUGUUUACGUACGACGAACUAGCUCGUUACAACGGUAUUGAAAAUGCGAAAUUGUACUUAGCAGUUUUGGGUACGAUUUACGAUGUCACAAAAGGUGAAAAACAUUAUGCUAAAGGAGCGACUUACCAUUAUUUCGUAGGCAAAGACGGAUCAAGGAGUUUAAUAACAGGAGACUUUAGAGAUGAAACUAAAGAAAAGGACCAUGUUCUUGACCUAAAAUGUAGUGAUUUGUCUGCACUGUUGCACUGGAAACAAACUUUUAAACAAAAAUAUACAGAAAUAGGUUUGUUGAAAGGAAGAUAUUAUGACAGUCAAGGAAGAGAAACUCCUUAUUUAGAGAACUUUAAUAGAAAAAUAGAACAAUGUAAAGAAGAAAAAGAAAUAGCCAAGAAAAAAAACCAGGAAUAUCCACCAUGCAAUAUUGCUUGGAGUGAAGAAGAGGGUACCAAAGUAUGGUGUACUAAAAAUAGUGGUGGGAUAGCACGAUCUUGGAUUGGAGUUCCUCGUCAAAUGUACUCUCCUGGUGAAGAUACUCCAUCUUGUGUGUGUGUCAAUACCGAGAAACACCAUACAGCACUUCUUAAAGAAUACAGUAACUGUGUAAAUACAUCAACUGUUUGUAUGACUAAUAUUUAACUCAUUUAUUUAUUACAAUAGUGUUAUAGAAAAAGUUCAAAUUUUCCUACUAAUGUAAACAUACCAAAUUUCCCAACCAUAGAGCUAAGAAACAAUUUUUAUAGAGCAAUAUUUAUUUAUUGUUAUAUAAUAAUAAUAAUAUAAUGAAUGAAAAUAUCAGGUACAUAAUAACUAAAUUAUACCUGAACUUUGAUAAUUAACAGAAUAAAAAAUUGUGACAAGAACAGUGAGUGUUGUCUAAUAAAGUAUUUAAAGUGUAACAUAAAAGACAUGUCAAAACUAAUCUUGUUACAUGGAUCUGCAGUUUCCAUUAGUGUUAC
Molecule: messenger RNA, 1148 nt
Organism: Bombyx mandarina (wild silkworm)
Lineage: Eukaryota; Metazoa; Arthropoda; Insecta; Lepidoptera; Bombycidae
Product: neuferricin homolog
Cellular component (GO): endomembrane system; membrane
Source: RefSeq, a predicted model, not a curated record